UUCAGUAGCGCUUCUCCAGUCGUUCUGUGCAGUACGCGACCCUCAAAAACAGUCCGCAAAUACAAGUAGACUCUCGUGGCACAUUCGGCAGCGGGAAUUGCGCACAAUAAAAUAGUUAGUCCCUGGUGCGGAUAGAAAUAGAGCAGAUAUGCUAUAGAAAUCCGUGCAAAAGAAGAAAAGAAGAACAGAAGAGUGAGCGGAAGAGCGAAUUGACCUGAUUUCGGGGCUUAGGUUUUAAUUUGAAUUUGAUUUGUAUUAUUCUUUGUUUUUGCGCACUGCCACAACGCGGAACUAUUAUGCAAUGAAUAUAACCAGUGAAUGAGUGUGUGUUUGUGUGUGUGUGUGCCUCAAGUGCAAAACCCCAGACACGAGACACGACAGACAGCAGACAGACAGCAGACAGACAGACGAUGAAAAUGCCAUCGUCAGGCACAAGAAGAACUUUGGAAUCCGCGUGCAGUACGCUGAUCAUCGCACUGCUGGCGUUCUUAAUGAGUGUAUCCUGUACGGGGGGCGCCCGCGAUCAUCGGCGGCAGACGAAUCUGGAGGCAAAAGUGGGCUCCCACGUGGUCUUCAGCUGCUACAUCGAUUUCCCAUUCGACUCCCCCAUUCCGUAUGUUGUGCACUGGAGCAAGGAUAACAAGAAGAUCUUCACGUGGUUCGAGAAGGAGACGUCCACGAACGAGCUCUUCAAUGGGCGUCUGCACCUCGUCGAAGAGCAUCCGGAGUACGGCAGAGCAUCCGUGAACCUAACGGCCAUACGGGAAUCGGACCAGGGCUGGUACCACUGCCAGGUAAUCUUUCCCAAUCGCUCGCCCAGCAUCCGCAACAAUGGCACGCGCUACCACCUGACGGUGCAGGGCGGCUCCCUCAUCCGCAUUCCCCCCGUGAAUCAGACCAUCCAGGAGGGGCAGACGGCCUUCUUCCACUGCGUCAUGAAGUACCAGGACAACUCGCAGGCGGCCUGGUACAAGGAUGGGGUGCUGCUGCAGGAGGUGCAGGAUCUGGUGCGGCGCUCCUUCAUGGGCCCCGAUGGCAGCCUCAGCAUCGAUCCCACGAUGAUGAGCGACCUGGGGGAGUACGAGUGCAAGGUGCGCAACAACGAGGGCGAACUGCAGACGGCCAAGGCCUUUCUCAAUAUACAAUAUAAGGCCAAGGUGAUUUAUGCCCCGCCCGAAGUGUAUCUGCCGUACGGCCAGCCGGCGGUGCUCGACUGCCACUUCAGGGCCAAUCCGCCGCUGAAGAACCUGCGCUGGGAGAAGGACGGCCUCCUGUUCGACUCGUACAAUGUGCCCGGCGUUUUCUACAAGAUGAAUGGCAGCCUCUUCUUCGCCAAGGUGGACGAGAACCAUGCGGGCAGCUACACGUGCACACCCUACAACGACCUCGGCACGGACGGGCCCUCGCCCAUCAUUAGUGUAAUUGUGCUGCGACCGCCCAUUUUCAGCGUCACCCCCAAGGCCAUUUACAUACAGAAGCUGGGCGAGGCGGCCGACCUGCCCUGCGAAGCCAUCGACCGGGACGGAAACAAUCGGCCCUCUAUUGUCUGGAGUCGGAAAGACGGGCAGCCUUUGCCGCCGGAGCGGCACAGCCUCAGUGGCGGGAAUCUCACAAUCACGAACCUAAUCGAAUCGGACCGCGGCAUGUACGAGUGCUCGGCGACCAAUGAAGCGGCUACCAUAACGACGGAGGCCGAAUUAAUGAUUGAGAACAUUGCCCCCCGGCCGCCGUACAACCUCACGGCCAACAGCACGGAGACCUGCAUCACCAUACGCUGGCAGCCAGUUGCAGGAUACCUGCGGCCCAACCUCGAGUACACGGUGUGGUACCGUCUCACGGAGGCUCCCGAGUGGCGGACGAUGCGAGUGGUGGACAAGAACGUGAUGGAGGCGACCAUCCAGCACCUGGUGCCCGGCAAGGAGUACGAGUUCAUGGUCCUCAGCCAGGACAAAUACGGCGACGGAAUGUUCAGCAAGCAGUUCCGCUUCCAGACCCAACCAUCUCCUAUUCGAGCGGAGGAUUUCGAUGCCCAGCAAGAGCAGAACGAACUCGGCCAGCUGCCCACCUUCAGCGGGGGGAUGGGGGCGCCGACGAACCUCAGCGCCAUUAACAACCAGCAGGGCUGGCUGCUCCACUGGGAGCACCCGACGCAGGGACUCGAGGGCCUGCGGCUGUACACGGUGCGGUGGUGGAAGGAGCCGGAGCACUACCUCAUCGGCCAGGCGGAGACAUUCGACAACUUCUACCAGCUGCGGCACCUGAAGGAGGACACCACCUUCAAGGUGCAGGUGGUGGCGGUGGGCGCCAACAGCCAGCAGCAGGUGCCCAGCCCCGAGCUGCUCAUCGAUGUGCCAUCGCAGCGCAAGAUGCGGGCCCUGAUCAUCGGCUCGUCCGUCGGAAUUCUCUUUCUACUCUGCGCUCUGUGCGCUUUUUUAUACGUGAAAAGGAGCUGCCUGCGGCACCUGUUUGCCCGGGACAGCGAGGGGGCACCCUGCGAUGAGGACACUGCCGAGAGCGGGGACUGCGACAGCGACGAGCAGGACAGCGUCAAGAUCCGCCAAUCCUCCUGAAUGCUACAGAUCCGCUGGCGCUUCGAUGCGACUGCCAGCGAGGGUUCCCCUGCCACCCAGCCACUCUGAUUGCCAGUUGCCGUUGCCGUUGCCCCCAAUAAUCCAUUACCCCAUAAAAUACUGACUUUUUAAUUUAUGUCUAGCUGCUACCUGUACUAUAAAUUCUACUAAUUGUAAAUGCGGUUCAAAUCCGAGCCGAAAUUCGAAAUAAAAUAACUAAAAUCAACAA
This is a messenger RNA of Drosophila obscura, 2799 nucleotides long. RefSeq names its product protein borderless (gene bdl). NCBI's taxonomy places the organism in Eukaryota, Metazoa, Arthropoda, Insecta, Diptera, Drosophilidae. The transcript is spliced from 6 exons. The coding region runs from base 411 to 2570 and encodes 719 amino acids. The record is from RefSeq and is a predicted model, not a curated record. Gene Ontology annotation, biological process: homophilic cell-cell adhesion; dendrite self-avoidance; axon guidance. Gene Ontology annotation, cellular component: axon; plasma membrane. Gene Ontology annotation, molecular function: cell-cell adhesion mediator activity.